UUCAGUUAAUCAUUUUCGUCCAAGCGAAACGUACGGCAUAUCUCCGGUGUUUUAGAAAAAAAAACAAAUUAUUUUUGAUUGUGAAUUUUUAAAAUAAUUCUGUUCCGAACAUAUUUGUUGUUGCUGUUCGUGUUUUGUAAACUUUAGUAUAUUUUUUGUGAUCAUAAAAUAUAAGUUAUGGGUCUUCUAACCGAAGGCAGACCCCUGCCAUGGCCGGAGACAAAAGCUCUUGCUGAACAUGUGCGUCGUCAUGGCAUAGAACAGUUUAUUAAUCAUUAUCAUAAACUGAAGGAUCGCAAAGGGGAUACUCUUAAAUGGGGAGAUGAAAUUGAAUAUAUUUUGGUUCGAUAUGAUGAGCAGCAAAAGAAGGCACGUGUUGUGUUAAAAUCCCAAGCUCUGUUGGAGGUUUUAAAUGAAAAGGAGGAGACAAAUCCACAUGCCUGUAAAUCCUUGUGGCGCCCGGAAUUUGGGGCCUAUAUGAUCGAAGGUACACCGGGAAAGCCCUUUGAAGGUUUUCUAACACACUUCAAUAUGUUGGAGCCAAACAUGAGAUAUCGCCGCGAAGAGGUUACUGAGCUGUUGGAGAGAAAUGAAUGUAUCUUGUCUUUGACAAAUUUCCCCCGCCUAGGAUGUCCCGAGUUUACAUAUCCCAUAUACUUGCCACAGCCAAAUAACCCCAAAUCCAUAACAAUGUCAAAAUAUUAUCCAGAUGAAGCCACCUUUGAGGGUCAUCCUCGUUUUAAAACUGCCGCAAAGAAUGUGCGCAUGCGCAGGGGUGAAAAGGUGGCAAUUAAAGUUAAGGUAUUUAAGGAUAAGAAUACACAAUUCCCCGUUGAGGGAAGUCCAGCCAAUGAGCCUGACAUGGUGGUCUUAGAUGCCACAGGUUUGGGUAUGGGUUGUGGAUGCUUGCAGGUAACCUUCCAAGCUACCGAUAUGCAAGAAGCUCGCGCUCUAUAUGAUCAAUUGGCCGUAAUGUGUCCCAUUAUGUUGGCACUGACCGCAGCUUCUCCCAUAUAUAGGGGUUACUUGACAGAAACUGAUUGCCGAUGGCACAUUAUAAGUUCGUCGGUGGAUUGUCGAACGCCUGAAGAACGAGGUCUCAACCCUCAAUGUGGAAACAAAUACUAUAUACCCAAAUCUCGUUGUGAUUCCAUUAGUUCAUAUCUUUCGCCAAAAGGAGAGAAGUACAAUGAUCUCCACUUACCAUAUCAUCAAAGGGAUUAUGAUCGUUUACGCCAAGGUGGAGUGGACCAUCUGUUGGCUCAGCAUGUGGCCCAUCUCUUUGUGCGAGAUACCAUUAGCCUGCUGGACGAGAAAGUCCAUCAAAAUGACAAAGAAGAAACGGACCAUUUUGAAAAUAUCCAAUCCACAAAUUGGCAGACAAUGCGUUUCAAACCUCCUCCACCCAAUUCCCCCAUAGGAUGGCGUAUCGAAUUUCGUCCUUGUGAUGUUCAGAUAAGUGAUUUUGAAAAUGCAGCCAUUGUAUGCUUUGUAAUUCUGUUGACGCGCGUUCUGUUGGCCUACGACCUGGAUAUGUUAAUGCCCCUUAGUCGCGUUGAUGAGAAUAUGAAAACAGCCCAGAAGAGAGAUGCUUGUCGUAAAGGCAAAUUCUGGUUUCGUAAAAAUGUUCUGCACCCAAAGGACAAACAGUCACAUAUUUAUAUGAAUAACUCAUCUAACAAUAGUGGCUAUGAGGAGCGAUGUGGCGAUAAGAUGUCUUUCGAUGAUUAUGAACUUAUGACCAUGAAUGAGAUAUUCAAUGGAAAGUCUAAUGGCUUCCCCGGCUUGAUACCUUUAAUAUAUAAAUUCCUAGAACCCAUGGACAUCGAUGGCAAUACGUUUGGUGUCAUUGACAAAUAUUUGAGAUAUAUGCAGCAACGGGCGUCCGGAAAAAUCAUCACAGGAGCUCAGUGGAUAAGAGAGCAAGUCCUGCAACAUCCAGAGUACAGACAAGAUUCAAUUGUUAGUGAGCGCAUAAACUAUGAUCUUUUAAAGACCAUUCAAAGAAUACAAAAUGGCAAAGAUGUGGAACACAUAUUAAGAUCAGGCUGAGCCGAGAUAAUGAAAGUAACAUUGAUGCUUACAAUAUGCAUUCCCAUUUGAUAAUGGACCCCAUACUAUAAAGUUGUAUUAUGGGCACUCAAGCUUCUGAAAUUUUCAGGCCAAUUCAUCAUCUAAACAGAGUUGUACAGCAUGUAGUCAAGUUGUUCAAUCUCAUUUUUUAUACAAAAUUUAAUUUUA
Molecule: messenger RNA, 2241 nt
Organism: Stomoxys calcitrans (stable fly)
Lineage: Eukaryota; Metazoa; Arthropoda; Insecta; Diptera; Muscidae
Product: glutamate--cysteine ligase
Exons: 4
Coding region: 178-2052 (624 amino acids)
Biological process (GO): glutathione biosynthetic process
Cellular component (GO): glutamate-cysteine ligase complex
Molecular function (GO): glutamate-cysteine ligase activity
Source: RefSeq, a predicted model, not a curated record